GCCGCUUAAAGAAUACAUCCAGAAUGAUUGCAAGUAUGAUGCGUGUAUUUACCAUGGAAUCUUUAAAAAUUAUUGCAAAUUUGGAAGUCGAAGUUGAAUCCGAGAGUGCAAAAAUUAACGGUGAUAGUAAGUGUACAGAAAAGAUUCGUGAUAUCGCUGAAAUUCGAGCAAAAUACGAACAUCCAGAACAACCUUGUGAUCAUAAUUGUCACGCUUCAAAAGGUCCUUGCUGGAAAAAUUCAGUAACACGUAAAGGAAGUACCUGGUUGAGAAGAGAAGGAGAAGUUGGAGUUUGCUGAAUAUGGAGACAUAUCUGAUGUAUCCGCUGCACCAAAAUUUGAAGUCUGAAAUAACAUAUUCAUCUCUGGUUAGUCAGUCAAAAAUGUAUUCUACACACCGUUUGAAGCCGAACAAGUCUACCGUGGAAACGAUGUAUGAGACAAAGCAGUCUUCAAACCCAAACACUACAAAACCAACCAUGGUGGAGCCCAAAAAGGGAAACUUAUUUCAAACUGCGUUCAGUUCGUUGACGAAUCUCCUUGUCGACCAGCUAGUAAAAGUUCCCGCAUCUCUAAUCAACAAUCUCUCCAACGUCAACAACACCCUGUCCGUGACGAUCGUUCCGAACGAAGGGAUCAUCUCUCACGAAUUUUUUAAAUCCCUAACUAGCAACAAGGAUAAUUUUAACGAUAGCGUGUACAUACAAAGAAAACAAGACAAAGAACCCCCAAUCGAUUUCGUAGACGCGAUUAGAUUAAAUAAUAAAGUUCACUUCCCAAAGGACGAAUUUCUCAGAAUCACAAAUCAGGACUCCAAAUUCCCUGUUUUGGACGACUUCGAUUUGUGCCUAGACACAGAGCCGAUGUUUUUAUAUGAGAAACCAUUCGACAAUAAGGAAAUUAUCACGAACCAAACUCUUGAAAAGGAGAAAUCAGAAUCCAACAAAGGUACUGUAAAGGACAAAGUCAUUUCGAAGGACGAAAUUAUUUUUCAGGACAAACCAAUUUCUCCAGAGGAUAUGCAGAUUUCUGAUUCAUCUUUGAAAGAAUCGACAGAGGAAAAGAGUCCAUCAACGACAAAUCUUUUUUUCAAUAUGUUGAAAAGGGUGGUGAACGGCGUGACUGAACAUUUUCGACCAAUUUCUCCGGGCUCGGAAGGUUGUAUAAACGUAUAUCAGACUACAAAGACUCGCCGGAAGCCCAACUGUGUUUCCAGUGGCAGAGGACGCGGCCGGGGAAAAUCUCAGCUGAGGCGUAAUGGAGUAAGUCAGACUAGACACAGAAAAGAAAGAUGCAAACAUGCGAUUUGCUCUGAUAUUCAGGACGACUUUGACACUUGGGAGGAAUUUGAAGCUUACACAAUACCUUUAAGUUGCUUGGGAGAAAAUGAGGAGUUGGAGAAUAUGGCGGAAGUCAAGGGUCCUUCCUAUUCACUGAGUUUCGAAUUGAUUGACAUUAUACCUACCAAGACUAAUAAGGAGAGGAAGAAUGUCGGUGUAAAAACCGAGAGCUUCUCGAUGCAAGUCAAAUAUGUACCUGAAUGUUCCUUGGAUGAAAGAGAGGCAAAUUGUACCAUAGAUAAAACAGCCUGUCGGACCAGACUGAUUUCGGAAGUUUCUGUCGAUUCUGAGGAUAGCUAUAUAGUCUUUGAUACAGGUUGCGACUCUGAUUUCGAUGAUUUCAACUCUUCCGAUGAAGAAGAUGCGAGCGAAAGUGAAACUGAAUCUGAAAGCGAAAGUGAGCCUGACGAUACGCCGGCGCAUAAGGUCCGCUUUAAUUUGAAUCCGACCAUCCAUAAAAUGGUAAAAUGGGAUUUCGCAUACAGAGCCGCACGCCUUGGUCCCUGGGAAACAAUGGCACGAGACCGAGAGAGAUUCAGAGGCCGCAUCAACCAUGUCGGCCGAGUCAUCGAACCCGUUUUAGCCACUGAUUUCAGAACCAAAAUUUGGAAUGAGCGAUUCGCAACUGAUGAAUCAUCUCAGAGACAUCUUUCUGCUCAAUAGAGACUGGAGUAUUUCGUUUUAAGUAAAAUAUCAUGUUUACGUUAGAUUAAUUUGGCGAAGAGAAGGAAAGUUUUAUUCGCGACUUCUUGAAAUUUCAUUCCAAAGAAACACCGAUUAUCGGAAACAGAAAUUGGCUUCUAAACAGCCUUGUCGAGAAGCAUCUAUGUGUAUUAAUUGUUUUCUAAUUACAAUCUCAAUUAAAUUAUUAAAGCCUUAAUUAAGUCUUAUUUUUUUAUUACGACUGCGAGUAUAAUAUUCUCAGUGUCGCCUGUUUGUAAGAAAGUAAUAUAUUCUAUUAGAAUUAAGACUGCUAAAUAAUGCGUUAAUUUACUCUGAUAGUCUUAUGUAAUAUAAUUCUUUUAACUGACAAAGUAUCUAAGAAAAUUUUAACCGCCCGAGGCGCAAUUUACAAGUGGCUUACUUUAACAAAUUUUUUCUUUAUACUCUCUUCGCCAAAUUACCAAAAUAAACUAUCAGAAAGUUGCUAGCUUUACGCAGUUAAGUCACCCUGAGCUCCUUUUUAAUCGCGGGUAAGUUAAUUUAGUCAAUUUUUUAAUAUCAGAGAAAUAUCUCCGUGAUUUCAACUUCUAAGACUUUUUUUUUUAUUUUCUCGGAAAAUUCCGUAUAUUUUUUUCGUCGGCGAAUUCUAUCACGAAUUCAUCUUGUAUACAUAUGUACAUUAAUAUAGAGUAAAUAAAUUAGAGGCGUAAGUUUAUGUAUAAAGAUAAACCGCCUUUCCAUCUAGACGAGGAUUCCACAUUUGGACUUUUAAUCUCGGAAAAUGAACUAAUUCAAAAAUUUUACUAAAUGGCUUAUUUAAUGUUUUUCUUCCUUCAAGUCCUAAUGCGGAUUUUACACCCGGAUGGGAAGAGACGAUUUAAUGUUUAAUGUAUAUGUAUUUCUAUGAGAAUGAGUCGACAGUUGGGGAAUUUGUGCAGAUUUAGCUGAUGCAUUUUAAUCCCGUACGAUAAUGUCUAGGCAAAUUUGCUGUUUCAAGCUAUUUCAAGUGUCGUAAAUCCGUUUUUUGUAAUACUACCUAUCGCUCGUGAGAAGCGGGUAAAUUUUAUUUUUCUAUCUGCAUACAUUCUUUCCUUGCUGCCGGUGUUACUGGUAUUUAUGUAAAACUAAUAAAUAGUUUGAAUCUUUAAUCAAGA
Belonocnema kinseyi is the source of this 3156-nucleotide messenger RNA. RefSeq lists its product as uncharacterized. Gene Ontology annotation, cellular component: endoplasmic reticulum; protein phosphatase type 1 complex. Lineage: Eukaryota; Metazoa; Arthropoda; Insecta; Hymenoptera; Cynipidae. The record is from RefSeq and is a predicted model, not a curated record. Gene Ontology annotation, molecular function: protein phosphatase regulator activity. Gene Ontology annotation, biological process: response to endoplasmic reticulum stress. The coding region runs from base 302 to 2002 and encodes 566 amino acids. The transcript has 3 exons.